Molecule: messenger RNA, 1365 nt
Organism: Melampsora larici-populina 98AG31
Lineage: Eukaryota; Fungi; Basidiomycota; Pucciniomycetes; Pucciniales; Melampsoraceae
Exons: 9
Coding region: 1-1365 (454 amino acids)
Source: RefSeq, a predicted model, not a curated record
AUGCUGUGUGGAGGCAGAACGAUGAAGGAUACGACUCGUCACAAGGCAUUACUUAACCACAGGAUUUUGGUCGCUUCUCAAGAACGUACUCGCGAUCUAACAAAGAUGGAAGAAAGUCUUCCUUAUCCUAGUGAAGAUGAAGAGGACAUGAAAUUAUUUCAGAGCACGAAUGAAGUUUCCAAACUUAUUAUGCGCCAGGCUAUCUACAGCCAGAACGAUCCUUCAUCUUCCCGACAGAGGUCGUCAGAUCCCGCCAAUGACGCAGAUCUAGAUGUACAUGGGCACAUGAAUGGAGCUCUUAAUUCGAGCUCUGAGGUUGACAUGCAAGGAUUGUCCUCUGGCCAGGAAUCCCCAGAAGCUCAAGACACACCUUCACCAGGGUCAUCUCACCCUAAAAAUACCGAGAAGCGGUCAAUAAGCUUACCUAUGGCACCAGAAGAUCGAGCCAAGUGGGAUCAGGUAGCUGGCCUGUUUGAUCUGAAUCCUACUUCUCAUGCACAGGCUCUAAACAUCAGUUCGAUCACAGGUGACAACAAUCGGUAUCACGCACUUGUCUGCCUUAUGCACCAGUUGCGACAAGACUUUGCCAAACAGCAACUGGGAAAUUGUUCUUCUGACCACUGGAAGCCAGAUCCGGAUUUGGGUCCGGAAUUGAUGAGAAUGAUGCGCCUCACCCUACGCUGUCACACAAUCGAAUCAUACAUUAUUAUAGAUUCCCAAACCGAGCCGAUGGAGGGUUCAUUUUAUGAGAAGGCUAUGCAAGCUAUUAACAGCAAAUCUGACUCAUGGAAGUCUGAGUAUCUACCUCCAAGAUUUGGAACCACUUCAGAAGACAAGAAUGAUCAUGAAAUAUUCAUGAGACUUUUCAGAGAUAAACUAAGAGAAGUCCUAGAGGAAUUCAGAUUGAUUCUUUUGACUCACAUAUACACACCAACAAGAAAAUUAGAUGAUCCUGUUCAAGCAGUGCCAGAUAUAAUUGCCCUACAAGGACUGUUGUUUCGGUUUUUCGAUAAGAAUGACCGUCGUACAGACGAAGAGAUCAACGCGCAGAUAGAUCCAAAGGCCACACUUCGAUUUGCUUACCUUAGACUCGAAGUUGUCGAACACCACCUGACCAUUCCUAUAAACCGCAGGGGCGGUCCCGAUUCUUCUCCAUGGUCUUGCGUAGAUGUCAAGCUUUCUAGUCUUUGUGAGAAAGAUCGAACUUAUCAAAGAGCGUUUGGCGUUCUUGUCCUCACAAGGGAUGAAGGUUUCUUUGAUGGACGUAUGACGGUAAAAUUGAUCAAGAAACGUUAUCAAUGCAGGGUACCCACAGAUCAUGAAAUCGAGUCAAUAACUGGGGACUGGCGUAUGUAUGCAACUUGA